Messenger RNA from Aspergillus costaricaensis CBS 115574, 634 nucleotides. RefSeq lists its product as uncharacterized. The record is from RefSeq and is a predicted model, not a curated record. Lineage: Eukaryota; Fungi; Ascomycota; Eurotiomycetes; Eurotiales; Aspergillaceae. The coding region runs from base 211 to 546 and encodes 111 amino acids. The transcript has 4 exons.
AUAGCAGUGGCCAACAGGAAACCAGCGCGGUUUUGUUUGUGCCACAGGGAAAAGAGAACCCCCGCGGCACCAGAGCUGCGCUACACAGCCAUGAACAACAAACCACCAUCAUUGUAACUAUCUCGCCAAGAGGAGACCGAUAACUGCGCGGAGUUGCGGACAUAGGGGCGUUUGAGUUGUGUUUCUCCGUGGGAUACUGGAUGGGUGACUAUGACCUCUGAGGCAUUGAGGCUGUUGCUUAUCGCGACUGCCUUAUCGGUUCCUGAUAAGCGUCUGAUUGGCCGUGAUCGGAAGUAUACGUACCAGAUUGCUGGAAUCAUCAAUUUCAUUGUGAGGGAUUUCGAGGGAUGCGUUGACUAUGGUUUGGUUUCCAGCAGCAGUCGACCGAUGGGACCAUUGCUUUCCAUCUUUUUUUUUUUUUUUCUGCCUGUCUCCACUGCGGCAAAAAGCUCAACAGUUCCAGGCAAUAUUACUUACUCAAUAUUCUCCGAUACCAUGAAUACACGAGAACAAUACUUUGUUCACGGCCAGCUGGAGACUUCGUAAUCCUGCUGCAAUUAAUGGGCAAUUAAUCGGCGGUGGAGCCCUCUAGACAAGUGGAUCUGGCCGCUGUCCUCCUGGGGCUUGUUUUUCC